AUGUCCGAAGACUGGACGCACGUCGUGUUUGUCGCCCGGUCAUCAGCCGGCAAAAAAGAUCAAACUGAACCGUUCUUGCGGUCCAGCCUCGAGCACACGAAAAGAUGUUAUGAGCGCACAUACGGUCAGCUCAAUGGCGAAGUCGGCUUCCUGACAUUUAUCCAACGCUCGAACCUACCUCUGCCGAGUUCAGGGCAUGUCAUUCGCACGCUCGACGAAGCGAUUGCGAAGGUGAAGGCCGGCGGAGGAAAACUCUUGGUUGUGAUAAACGGCUGGGAUGGGUUGACGACGAACGUGGGCUCGUUCAACCGACUCUUUAAUGCGGAUUCUGCGCAGAUCGCAAUUCGCGUCUUCGCCGAGGUCCCUCGACAAUUCUUCCAUGUCAAUGUCGCGCAGGUGAUCGAUAUCUUCAUGGGGAAGAUUGUUAUUGACCCGAGCCUUGAGCCCACGGAUGAAGACAAUGAAGACGAUGAAAACAACGCUGUUGAUGUGGGACUGCGAGAUGAGCUCAACGCCGAGGAACAACGCCUUGAGUCUUCCACUGCGCAGUUUUAUCGGAUGUUCAUGUCCGUGUUUGCGUCCAAGGCAGAUCUGUCCGCCGCGAAGGUGCGGCUCGAUGCGCAGUCCGGGCAUCGCAAUACCGACCCGGCUGUUCAACAAAUGAGGUAUACUUGCCCGGUGCCUGGUUGCAGAAGAGCGUUCCCUCUCCAGAAACUUCUACAUGCGCAUAGCCGGCAGCAUAACCCGGAGCAGGUUGAGCAGCGUACCUGCCCUCACUGCAGAAAGACCUUCACGAGGAAGGAUUCUCUAACACGACACCUAGAAACGUGCGGGAAUCGGCCAGGUGUACUUAAAGAGCAGCGCCGCAAGAAGCCUUUCGCAAAGCGCGGUACAUUAGAAAUCCAAGUACCUCAAGGCUUACCUGCGCUAUCCGAUCUCGCUCCGCCUACCUAUAUGGAGCUCACCCCGGCUCAAGUACGGCAGCUCCCACGAAUCGAGAUCAAUUCAGCUGUCCUGGAAGCGCGUUCCGCACUCGCGAACAAAACGUGCGAUGUCAUCUACCGUGGCGAGCUAUACUGCCGCUACCUAGAGUGCGAGAACACACGAAGAUUCGCAAAGCCGGGCAAAUUGCGCAGACACUAUGAAGACUCGCACAAAUAUACCUUUCCCGCAUGGAGCACGAUCUUGCCUACAAGUGCGCAGAAAGAGCAUACAGCGGGCAUUCUGUGGUUGACAAAGUGGGCGCUUGGGGAGAAGGAGAACGCCGGCCAACAGCCUUUCCCACUCCUUCGAUAG
Penicillium subrubescens is the source of this 1296-nucleotide messenger RNA. Its product is annotated as C2H2-type zinc finger protein. The coding region runs from base 1 to 1296 and encodes 431 amino acids. The transcript has a single exon. The record is from RefSeq and is a predicted model, not a curated record. NCBI's taxonomy places the organism in Eukaryota, Fungi, Ascomycota, Eurotiomycetes, Eurotiales, Aspergillaceae.